UCGAAAUUGAUGCCAGCAACAUAACGUUUGAUCUGAACAUCUCGCUUGACUUCUUCUUCCUUUCUUUCUUUUUUUCUUUCUCCUCACAAACUCAUUCUUUUCUUUUCCUUAACAAACAUACACAUGCAUGCUCAUCUACAAUUAACAUUUACAUAUAUACAAAUACAAACAGGGUAACACAAUGUCGUCGUGGGUAAGAUCGGCGGUCAACAGAGCCGUCGAAGUAGGUGGCCAGACCAAUCUCAGCCGCACUGUUCGCAAUUAUGCCGACUCUGUCGUUCUCCAUGCAAGCAAUGCCGUUGCCGGUGGCGCCAAAAUCAUUCAGGACCGCAUUGUGUCACGGAAUAUGCAAAGUUUUAGACAUACUGUGAAACGGUUAGAAGAAGUUUCAGUUUCAUGUAGAGGGAUAGAGAGAGUUCAGUUGCUUAGAAGGUGGUUGGUUGCUCUCAAAGAAGUUGAGAGACUUUAUGCCACAUGCACCACUGACAUAAAAGAUCCAGAAGAUCAUUUUGUUUCGGAUGAUUUUAAGGAUUCACCUACUAUGAUUUACUAUGUAGACCCUGGUAUGGAGGGUGAACCGAAGAAUUUUCAAGAUGUCUUUCUUCACAGUCAAGCACUUGAAGGCAUAACGUUGUCAAUGAUUCUUGAAGCCCCAAAUGAGGAAGAAGUUUCACUAAUUUCCGAGAUAUAUGGGCUCUGCAUUAAAGGGGGGAAGGAAGAACAGACUGCUUUGCUAUCCAGUGUACAGAAAUUGGCAAAAGCAUUUUCUGGAUAUGAAGAUGAAGUACUGGCGAAACGACAAGAAUUGCUUCAAUAUGUUCAAGCUUCAAUUUCAGGGCUAAAAAUAAAUGCUGAUCUCAUGAGAAUAGAAGUUGAAGUCCGCGACUUGAAACAAAAAAUUGAGAAGAUGAAGGCAUCAAAUUCCGAUGAAAGAAAAUCACCUAAAGAGACAACUUCUGUUGCAAUAGAGGCUUUUGAUGAAGCUAUGAAAAAUAUUCAAAUGUGUUCUAAGUUGGAGGAGCUCUUACUCAAAAAGAAAUACUAUAACUCUGCUGAUUCCCCAGAACAUCAUGCUGAAAAGGUUGAUAAAUUGAAAGUAUUAUCUGAAUCUCUUGCUAAUUCUACCACAAAAGCUCAGACUCGCAUUUCGGAGCAUAGAUCUCAGAAAGAAGAAGCACUUAAUUUUCGGGUAACAAAGUCCAACGAGGUUAGCCAAAUUGAGAAGGAAUUGGGAGGGGAGAUUGAAGAACUCGAGAAUCAGAAAAGUGAGCUCGAAAACAAAUUGAAAAAGGUGAACAUGUUGUUGACAUCUGCUCGCACACGCCUCCGCAAUGCAAAAGAAGAAAAAGAACAAUUUGAUGAUGCAAGUAAUGAAAUUAUUGUACAUUUGAAAACAAAGGAAGACGAGAUGGAACGUGCCAUUGCUUCUUAUACAAGUGAAGCCAAUGUUGUUAAUACUUGGAUCAAUUUUCUUCAGCACACAUGGGUGUUUCAAACUUCCCUUAAAAAGAAAAAUGCAGACCAGGUCAAUGCUGAACUAGAGAGAUAUGGAGAUCAUUUUGUGAAUUUGGCUGUCCAUCUUAUGUCUUCUUAUAAGGAAAAUCUUGGUUCAUCUGUUACUCAAAUAAGAACACUUGUGGAGAAUUUAAGAUCAAGCCCAUGGUUAGAAAUAUCAGUAGAAGUAGAUAACGAUGGUUCGAGAGUAGUAAGUCCAAGGCAAAAGCUUGAAGAAAACUAUUUGGACAUAGAAUCCAAGAUUUUAACCACUUUGAAUAUAGUUGACACCAUGAACAAGCAAUUUCACAUUCAAAAGGAAGGCAUUUUCAGAAAAGACAAGGACAAGGUGACAGAACUAUUACAUGCAAUUGAGAAAAUAAGAGAAGAAUUUGAAUCAAUUGAGAGACCAAAGUUACAAAUUGAGACACCAAUUGAAAAGUCAGAAACACCCUCAAAUCAAAUACAUUCAACAACUCCACCCUCUACAGAAAUGUUGCCUGAUAAAAGCAAGCAAGAUAAAAAGAAAAACAAUCCAUCAAUUACAAUGAAAACGUUUUCGCUAGUAGAACUCGAUAAAUCAAGUGACGAUGACUCAGCAGAAGAGAUAAGUGAAUGGGAAUUCGAUUGAUAAAGAUACCAUGAAUUAACGCUUGACCUGACCUACAUAGAAAAGGACCAACAUUACUCAUGUUGUAAAAAGAGUGAAAAAAAGGUUCUGUGUAUUUGAAAUGAUUGUGACUAAGUAUCAAUGUGUAACUCAGAUAUCAGACAACAUAUCCUUAACUGGGUUGUUUCUGAAAGUAGUUGUAAUUGUAUCAUUAUUAAGGCAUUCAAUCAAUAAUGAUGAAAUAUAGAUAGAUGUUCAAACA
Trifolium pratense (red clover) is the source of this 2366-nucleotide messenger RNA. Its product is annotated as uveal autoantigen with coiled-coil domains and ankyrin repeats protein. The record is from RefSeq and is a predicted model, not a curated record. The transcript has 18 exons. The coding region runs from base 182 to 2125 and encodes 647 amino acids. NCBI's taxonomy places the organism in Eukaryota, Viridiplantae, Streptophyta, Magnoliopsida, Fabales, Fabaceae.